This is a messenger RNA of Lutzomyia longipalpis, 3349 nucleotides long. RefSeq names its product serine/threonine-protein kinase NIM1. Gene Ontology annotation, cellular component: cytoplasm. NCBI's taxonomy places the organism in Eukaryota, Metazoa, Arthropoda, Insecta, Diptera, Psychodidae. The transcript has 9 exons. Gene Ontology annotation, molecular function: ATP binding; protein serine/threonine kinase activity; tau-protein kinase activity. Gene Ontology annotation, biological process: intracellular signal transduction; protein phosphorylation; microtubule cytoskeleton organization. The coding region runs from base 798 to 2285 and encodes 495 amino acids. The record is from RefSeq and is a predicted model, not a curated record.
AGUUAUCAGUGGACCUUCGUGGUGUGCGGGUGUCUUCUCUGCAGCAGCUUCCGCGCACAGUUAUCAGUGAAAGGAGUGCAAGCGCGGGCCAACAGUGCAGUGCCCCUCACAGCCCCAGUCGGGGGCGCUCUGAAACAUUUUCCGCGUACGGAGGAGUAAAGAAUAGAUCGCGCGUUUAUUAUUAGCUGCAUUUUACCAGAGUUAUUUAUUGUGGUGUUUUUCUGCGGACGGCUGAAGAGGAGAUUUCUGGGCGUACAGGGCUCCCAGUAAGGUGUAGGAGAGAGUGAGAGGAAUUCGCGCGACCCGCCAAAUGGCCUACGACCCUCCUGUGCCUCUCUAAAACCUUCCCGCGGACAAACGUGUGUGUUUGUGUGUGGCAUUGUAUAUCCAGUGAAAAUUGAGAGACAAAAGAGCAGAGUGGACAACCGAAAAACCAGUGAAAAGCGCUUCGAGUUUCCUGUAGACGAGGAGGGGGCAAAAAAAAUCGCUGAUUGAUAUCACAAAAGCAGGAAGAGCAAAAGUAUCGACAAUGUGGGUCUUUCAGUGGUGAAAUUGUACCAGAAGGUGGCAUCAGAUAGCAUCGUACAAAUUGCACGGAAAUGGCCUAUUCUGCAUAGACAUAACAUUCGAAGGUAGUUGAACUCCCUGUGACUGUCCGUACGGAAACAAUCGCCCUGGAGACUGAACUGCCCGUCAUAGUUCCACCUCUCUCUACGCCACCAUAUCAGCGACUCACUCAAGCACUCCAAAAUGAACCGAGAUUCGCAGAAGAGGUGGCACUGGGGAGAAGGAUUGGAAUGUACAAAUUCUGCAAGGAUAUUGGACGUGGCAAUUUUUCUAAAGUUAAAUUAGCUGUCCAUCAGUUGACGAGAGAUAGUGUAGCCAUAAAAGUGGUGGACAGAACACGAUUGGAUGCUCGUGCACUCCGCAUGCUCUCUCGUGAAGUAACAACGCUGGAAUGUGUUCACCAUCCCAAUAUUUUAAGACUAUUCGAAGUUGUGGAGACACUGAAUCGUGUUCACCUGGUGACAGAAUUCAUAUCAGGUGGCGAAUUGUAUCAUCGCCUAAUCAACGAGGGGCCAAUUCAGGAACAGCAAGCAUGCAAAUUAUUCCGACAACUUCUCUCCGCUGUCCGUCAUAUGCACAAUUUGGGAUUCGUCCACAGGGAUAUCAAAGCGGAAAAUGUGCUUCUAGUCAAUGAGGAUAAAGUCAAACUGGCGGAUUUUGGAUUCAGCACACAAUUAUCAAAUGAACCAUGUCGCACAUUCUGUGGAAGUCCACCCUAUGCUGCUCCUGAAUUGUUCAGUGAUGACGACUAUGUGGGGAAGCCUGUGGAUGUGUGGGCACUUGGGGUGUUGCUGUACUUUAUGAUCAUCGGGAAUAUGCCUUUCAGGGCACCCACUGUUCCGGCUCUAAGAGCUGCUGUCCUCAAAGGAGAUUACCUUCUUCCUGGUCACCUAACUCUUCCAUUAAUUCGUCUUAUGCAGCGAAUUCUAGUUCAUGUGCCAUCUAGGCGUCCUACAAUCGAACAAAUGAUCCAGUGCCAGUGGUUAAAUAAUCCCCCAAAACCCCCAAAUGAGAUAAAUCGUAAAAAAUCUGGCUUCUGGCGCAUUAAGGCUCGUAAUAUCCGCUCUUCACGUUCCACAAAAGAUCUCGCUCAACUUGAUUCUCGUUCCUUUGCUCCCAUCGCAUGCAACACACGCCGUGGCAAUAGUGUCCUCGAAGAUAACUUCCUCUUCCCAUUGGAUGUGAUUACGCGCGAUGAAGCUGAAAGUGAGCAUGCAAAUUCAGUGCAGCACAGAAGAUCGUUUUUUGGUGCCAACUCCAAGAAGAAAAUUGGACCAAUGGAAACUGAACGUCGUGAGUCGGGGAAGAUGUUCAAACGCGGCAGUUGCAUUGAGAUCAUGAGCAACAAUGAGGUGCUAAAUGACAAGAAGCAUAUUCUCAUGGAAUCCAAAUCAGCGGUUGACAUUCAGCAUACACCGUCGCACGAGGAAGAGGAGGGUGAGUACAUCAUGAAGCCCUCCUUUACGUACGACCUCACCCACCUACAUCCGCUGGAAAUUGAAACAAGACGUAUUCUAGAGAAGCUGGGUAUCUCAUCGGAGAUGCUUUGCCAUUCCAUAUCAAGUGGACCAAGGAGCGAUGUUAUAGGUGCUUACCGAAUAGUUAUAAAUCGUCUACAGAAGCAGAUUCUGCUGGCCAAAUUGAAGGAAACCCUUGCCAAAGAGGAAGCAAAUGCCACCAAAUCCAAAGGAAACACCACCUCAUGUGUCAUUUUGUAGGAAAUGAAAAUGAUUCACAAUCUCUUUUUACCUCCAUUUUUUAGAUUUUAUUCGCUGUAGAUGGGGAGAGAAAUGGUGCAGAAUGUUAAAGAAAAAAAAUCUCGCACUUGUUUAUGCUCACAGAUGGUUUGUAAAUGAGAGUGAGAUAUUUUAAUUGAGAAAAUGCUUGAAAGUGAGAUUUAUGUGUUGUUAGUGGGAAGAGGUGGAGCAUAAAAGACAGUAUACAUUAAGAUUGCUGAUAUAGAUUUUCAAAAUAAAAUGUGAUCACUAUUGUGAUUUAAUAUCGUUUGGGGCCUCUUUUUUUCUGCCAACGAGACGAUACCCAGCAGGGAAGAUGCUGUGGAGAAGAGGAUCAACGAUAUAUUUAAAUAAAUGUUUUAAAUUUAUAAGUUUAUUAGAUGUUCUGUGCACUUCACUCCUGAAGUGCACCACACAGAGUACGUGGGUUCCUAAACUUAAGUCGAGAUUAGAUGAUUAGAAAAAACUUUACUGGAUUACCAAUGUAUUGUAAAGAAAAAAAAACUUCAAGAAAAAAUCUUUUUUUAAUUUAACCACGAAAAAAGCAACAAUUUUGUAAUUUUCUUUGCAGAGAUUUAAAGCAAGAAAAUUACAAAAUGGCGGCUUUUUUCUUUAAAUGCUUCUUGUAGAAGGGAAACUUCUUAUUUUUUGCAUUUAUAAAAAAAACACACAACUGAUGAAAAUAUUUCCAUAAAAUUGUUCAAAAAGUGCACAAUGAAUUUUGCAAGAUAGUGAAACUUUUUAAAACCUCAUUAGUGUAAAACAGGACUCUUCAAAAGUCUCAAACUUUUUUCAAGCAGAAAAAUUUUCCAACUGAAACUCAAUGAGAUUUUAUGCUAUACAACAUCUCACAUUUUUCUCAUAUUGGGAUGUUUGCGCUUUUAAGACAAAAUUCGCAUCUCUGCUUGAGAUAUUGAUGCAUUUUCAUACUUUGAAAGCAAAAUCAAAUACCAUAAAUACCAUUAAAUAGUUGAAUAGUGAUGAAAAAUGUAGCGUGAAAUUAAAUGUUAUUGCAGCAAAUAAAGACAAUGUUAUAUAAUUGAAAA